AUGUGCUCCGCCGACAUCUACACGGACGUCUUCCCUGACGGCCGGACAAAGGAGUACCAGGAGCCCAGCUACUGUACCACGGCGUCCCGCAGCGGCCGUCUCUGCGCCAACCCCGUCAUCUACAACCACCCGCCGCGGUCCGUGUCUUAUCCCUCGCCGAUGCCCGCCUAUCCCAUUGCCGGACCCUCCUACCCGUUCCCGCAGCAGAUGCCGCCCACCCCUCCGAUGAGCUCGCCUCGUGGCACUUCUGCGGGCACCGACGCAGACCGCAUCCGCCGUGACUCAUCCUCCAGCGAGCGUCGACGCCGCCAGUCGGGCGUCUACGUCAACGGACAGAAGGUCCUAGAUCUCAACCGCAAGAGCCGCACCCGCGCCGAGCGCAUCGUCAUCGUCGACUCCCCGCCCACGCCUCGCACGCCUCCCAAGCAGUUCUCAUCGCCCUACACGGCGCCGCCCUCACCCAACGCCGGUGGCGACAGCUCCCACUUCCGCUACAACCAUGUCCCGCGCGACUCCCUCCGCCCCAUCAUUGUCGACGAACGCCCACCGCGGUCCAAGGUGGAGAUCGAGGUUGUCGACAGCGGCCACCACCGACACAACUCUUCCGACUCGCGGUACAGCCACGCCAGCGCCAAUGCCGGCGACGAGGAGCGCCGGCGCCGGCGUCGCGAGAGGGAGCUCGAGAGGGAGCGCAAGGAACGCGAGGAGCGCGAGCGCCAGAAGGCGGAGGAGCGUCAACAGCGCAUCCGCGAAAGGAUCGCCGCGCAGAAUGCCGACAUCUCCCGCCGCACCGCCGUCCCCUUAAAGCGCACAUCCACAGGCUUCGGCCCUUCCCUGGCCGACCAGCAGCGCGAACAGGAACUCGUCGACGCCGUGCGCCGGUUGGAGAUUGCCGACCGCCGAGCACGGGAGGCCCGCGAGGCCCGUGAGCGUGAGGAGGAGGACGAGGCCCAGCGUCACCGGUUGAUGGAGCGGAUGAUGCCUCGGCGCCGGGCAACUGUGGGACCGGGCAGUCGGAGGCACCGUGUGCUGUACGACGACGGCGUCUACCGGUGGGAGUAA
This is a messenger RNA of Colletotrichum higginsianum IMI 349063, 1062 nucleotides long. RefSeq lists its product as uncharacterized. Bases 1 to 1062 code for a protein of 353 amino acids. NCBI's taxonomy places the organism in Eukaryota, Fungi, Ascomycota, Sordariomycetes, Glomerellales, Glomerellaceae. The transcript has a single exon. The record is from RefSeq and is a predicted model, not a curated record.